Messenger RNA from Penicillium atrosanguineum, 441 nucleotides. RefSeq names its product Serine/threonine-protein kinase ppk4. The transcript has a single exon. The coding region runs from base 1 to 441 and encodes 146 amino acids. The record is from RefSeq and is a predicted model, not a curated record. Lineage: Eukaryota; Fungi; Ascomycota; Eurotiomycetes; Eurotiales; Aspergillaceae.
AUGAAAGCCGCCAAGGUUCUCUUUUGUGCCUCUCUCCUAUCUGUUGCCUUAGCCCAGAGCUCGGCUGCCCAGUAUGAUGCCGUUUGUCCUGGCAAAGUCGCGGAGGAGGAGAUCAGCCCGGGUCUCACGGUGCGAUACACCUGUGACACUCUCGGAGACUACGAUCUCUCGAGUCGGGUAAAAGGAUCUACGAUAAAACAAUGCGCGGAACUAUGCAAGGCAGCUGCGCAAUGCACUGGAAGCACCUGGGAUAGAGACUCGUCCUACUGUUAUCUCAGUGGAUCCUCAAAAGGCAAAGCCCGAACUGGUUCCAUUUUUAUGGAGGAAGUUGAGGAAGAAGAUCCUUUCCCUGUUGAGGAUGAGGAUGAGGAUCCUUUCCCGGAGGAAACAUGCGAGGAGGCCAAAGAACGCCUAGAGGCUGAGGUGGCGCAGCUCGAGUAG